Columba livia (rock pigeon) is the source of this 1513-nucleotide messenger RNA. It is a transcript of the gene TSSK6, whose product is annotated as testis specific serine kinase 6. Gene Ontology annotation, molecular function: protein serine/threonine kinase activity; ATP binding. Gene Ontology annotation, biological process: intracellular signal transduction; protein phosphorylation. Gene Ontology annotation, cellular component: cytoplasm. The record is from RefSeq and is a predicted model, not a curated record. The transcript has a single exon. NCBI's taxonomy places the organism in Eukaryota, Metazoa, Chordata, Aves, Columbiformes, Columbidae. Bases 194 to 1030 code for a protein of 278 amino acids.
AUCAUGUCACAAAGGCAGUGCCACACAACACUCCGCCCCAUCACAACACCUGGGUGAGCUCUGGAGCCCACAGGGACACUCGUGGGACCAUGGGGGAGAGCAAAGGCCAACAGCUGCCACACACCAUCUAUUAAACCUUUCAAAUCCUGGGGGAAAUCCCCAGCCUCACUUAAGCCUGUUGGUAUCACACAUCAUGCCAAGAAGCAGCACAGGAGACAAGCUCCUCCGUGAGCUGGGCUACAGGCUGGGUCACACAUUAGGGGAGGGCAGCUUCUCCAAGGUGAAAGUGGCCACCUCCAACAAGUACAAGGGCCCCUUGGCCAUCAAGGUGGUGGACCGACGACGGCUCCCCUCAACCGUCACGUACAAGUUUCUGCCCCGGGAGCUCUCCAUCGUGCGCAAGAUCCGGCACCCCAACAUCGUGCACAUCUUCGAGGUCAUCGAGCUCUGCAAUGGGAAGCUCUAUGUGGUGAUGGAGGCAGCAGCCACCGACCUGCUGAAGCUGGUGCAGCAGCUGGGGAAGCUGCCCUGUGUCCCCAGGGCCCGGGACAUCUUUGCACAGGUGGUGGGGGCCGUGUCCUACCUGCACGACCGCGACUUGGUGCAUCGGGACCUCAAGUGCGAGAACGUGCUGCUCAGCGCCGAUGGCCGCCGGGCCAAGCUCAGUGACUUUGGGUUUAGCAAGGAGGUCAACGGCCACCCAGACCUGAGCGCCACAUUCUGUGGGUCAGCAGCCUAUGCGUCCCCGGAGGUGCUGAUGGGCAUCCCCUACGACGCCAAGAAGCAUGACGUGUGGAGCCUGGGGGUGAUGCUUUACGUGAUGGUGACCGGUUGCCUGCCCUUUGACGACACCUACAUCUGCAGGUUUCUCUGGCAGCAGAAGAAAGGGGUGGUGUACCCCGAGGGCCUGCCCCUGCCACCGCAGCCCUGCCAAGCCCUCAUCGCCCAACUGCUGCGGUUCUGCCCGGCCUCCCGGCCUGGCGCUGCGCAGGUGGCCAAGAACCCCUGGCUGAGAGGCACAUCUGAGUGAGGAGCCACCCCGAGAGAUGCCAGGAGAGCAGGAACACUCUACUGCAGCCAAUGCUGUGUGCUGGCCGGAACCACGUUAUACUCAACAUUUGCUCACAUGAGAAAUCCCUGUCCCAGAGGUGCCCGCUGGUGCCCAUGACCAGCUCCCAUGGAACACCUUAUGUUCAACUACAUCUUUCAGAUAUCGAUUCUUACCAACGUUUGAAGUCUCUGCCAGAGAUGGCUGAUGAGAAAGAAAUGCCACUGGCUGUGGAGAACCUGAAAUGGCAGUGAAAUAGAGAGAUAAAGGAGACUGCUUUGAUAACACACGCUGUCCAGCUUCAACAUAGAAAACCACCAAUUACUCCGAACGCAACACCCAAAAUCUACUACAGGUUCCUACUGGUAAGUCUCGUUGUCAAGGGUUAAUUAAAGCAAGGAGCUGGCAUCUGAAAUGUGCUUUCACGAGACUUUUUGAAUCCUCUUUAAACAGUCUCCACUCUAG